Venustampulla echinocandica is the source of this 1419-nucleotide messenger RNA. Its product is annotated as Pre-mRNA-splicing-factor SLU7-like protein. The record is from RefSeq and is a predicted model, not a curated record. Lineage: Eukaryota; Fungi; Ascomycota; Leotiomycetes; Helotiales; Pleuroascaceae. Gene Ontology annotation, molecular function: pre-mRNA 3'-splice site binding. Gene Ontology annotation, cellular component: spliceosomal complex. Gene Ontology annotation, biological process: mRNA splicing, via spliceosome. Bases 1 to 1419 code for a protein of 472 amino acids. The transcript has a single exon.
AUGCCUCCACCAGGCGUGCAGCCUAGGAAGCCAAACGCGCCAUCGGCGGCGACCAAGGAGGCAAACGAGUACAUCCCAUCUUUCAUCUCCAAAAAGCCCUUCUACAUCGGCGAAGAUGAUGACCAAAACGAUUACCUCGAGCAUCAGCGUCUUCAAAAGGCACAACUCGAUCAGUCCAAAUGGUACGACCGGGGGAAGAAACUCGGUCCUGCGGCGACCAAGUUCCGCAAGGGCGCAUGCGAAAAUUGCGGUGCCAUGACGCAUAAGACAAAGGAAUGCUUAAGUCGACCUAGAGCGAAGGGGGCGAGAUGGACCGGGAAAGACAUUCAGGCAGAUGAAGUUGUUCAAGAUGUUGAUCUGGGUUGGGAUGCAAAAAGAGACCGGUGGAAUGGCUACGAUCCAAAAGAGUACAGCUCCGUCGUCGAUGAAUAUACCCAACUGGAAGAACUUAAGAAGAAAGCCGCGCUGAGCACCGGACCGAAGGAUGAGGAUGAUGAUGCAGGCGAGGAUGGUGCGAAGUAUGCGGAAGAAUCAGAUAUGGGGAGGCACCAGAGCACAGCUACCAGACAAUUGCGACUCCGAGAAGAUACUGCGAACUAUCUCCUGAACUUGGAUCUUGACUCGGCGAAAUAUGAUCCCAAGACAAGAACUAUGGUGGAUAGCGGCGCAACUGCGGAUACGGCAGCUGCUCUGGUCGCUGAACAAGGCUUUAUGAGAGCAUCAGGAGAUGCAGCUGAAUUUGAGAAAGCUCAACAGUAUGCGUGGGAGUCUCAAGAAAAGGCUGGUGAUUCAAAGCAGCAUCUACAAGCAAAUCCUACGGCAGGAGAAUACUAUCGACGGAAAGAGAAAGAGGAGGCGGAGGCCAAGAAAGAGGCACACAGGAUUAUGCUGCUUGAAAAGUAUGGUGGCGAGGUCAAUCCAUUAGCCGCAAAGCUUCGCGAGACCGCUGUCAACGAGUCGGAGAAGUUUAUCGAGUAUGAUGAGACCGGUGCAAUAAAAGGCGCGCCCAAAGUCAAGGCGAAGUCGAAGUAUCCGGAAGAUGUGCUCAUCAACAAUCAUACAUCUACGUGGGGCAGUUGGUGGUCAAACUUUUCGUGGGGUUACGGUUGUUGCCAUUCCCAAGUCAAGAAUAGUUAUUGUACGGGCGAAGCAGGAAGGCAGGCCUUUGAGGAAGCAGAUCGCCUUCGAACGGGGGGCGAGCUGAUCGGGGAAGAACCCGCCAAAGAAAUUGAAUGGCCUCGGAAUGAGGUGGCUGAGAAACCAAAGGACGAAGCUGUCGUGUCAGAAGUUGCGAAGAAGCGUACCAUGGAGGAGAUGAAGGGAGGCGUAUCCGAAGAGGACAUGGAGCAAUACAAAAAGCAAAGGAUGGCGGCGAACGAUCCUAUGGCAGCAUUUUUAGGCAAGGAUGAGUUGUUAUAG